AUAAAUUUGACGUCACUUCCUAUCCCGGCCUCUUUUUACCGUGAGGUACGGAUCUCCAUACGGCGUUGUCUCGUGCUCUCCCACUAAACUCGUAACGCAGGGAAAGUGGUCACGAUGUCCGGAGGUCUGGAUGUGCUGCAGAUGAAGGAGGAGGAUGUGCUGAAGUUCCUGGCAGCAGGAACCCAUCUGGGAGGAACCAACAUGGACUUCCAGAUGGAGCAGUAUGUCUACAAGAGAAAGACUGAUGGUGUGUACAUCAUCAACCUGAGGAGGACCUGGGAGAAGCUGUUGCUGGCGGCCAGAGCCAUCGUGGCCAUCGAAAACCCCGCCGAUGUCUGUGUGAUCUCCUCCAGGAACACAGGACAGAGGGCUGUGCUGAAGUUUGCUUCCGCCACUGGUGCCACCACUUUCCACGGCCGCUUCACCCCCGGAACGUUCACCAAUCAGAUUCAGGCGGCCUUCAGGGAGCCCCGCCUCCUGAUUGUGACAGAUCCUCGCGCCGACCACCAGCCGCUGACUGAGGCGUCCUACGUGAACAUCCCCACCAUCGCCCUGUGCAACACUGACUCCCCGCUCAGAUAUGUGGAUAUCGCCAUCCCCUGCAACAACAAGGGUCACCACUCUGUGGGUCUGAUGUGGUGGAUGUUGGCCAGGGAGGUGCUGAGGAUGAGGGGCACCAUCUCCAGGGAGCACCCCUGGGAGGUCAUGCCUGAUCUCUACUUCUACAGAGACCCUGAGGAGAUUGAGAAGGAGGAGCAGGCAGCAGCUGAGAAGGCUGUUGGCAAGGAGGAGUUCCAGGGUGAAUGGACUGCCCCGGCUACUGACUUCGCCCAGCCUGAGGUGGCCGACUGGUCUGAGGGCGUCCAGGUGCCCUCUGUGCCCAUCCAGCAGUUCCAAGGUGCCGUUGAGGCUGCACCUAAGGUCCCUGCUGAAGGCUUUUCUACAGAGGACUGGAGUGCCCAGACUGCCACCGAGGACUGGGCUGCUCCCACUGCUCAAGCCUCUGACUGGGGUGGCGCCAGCUCUGAAUGGCCUUAAAUCCA
Molecule: messenger RNA, 1043 nt
Organism: Myripristis murdjan (pinecone soldierfish)
Lineage: Eukaryota; Metazoa; Chordata; Actinopteri; Holocentriformes; Holocentridae
Product: 40S ribosomal protein SA-like
Exons: 7
Coding region: 115-1038 (307 amino acids)
Biological process (GO): translation
Cellular component (GO): ribosome; small ribosomal subunit
Molecular function (GO): laminin receptor activity; structural constituent of ribosome
Source: RefSeq, a predicted model, not a curated record